CCUCAUUGCUAUUUCUCAUCACCCCUCCACACUAACAAAAGCUUAUAUAUCUGAAAAUUAAAACAAAAAUUUCAGAUAUGGCUUCAAAAAUUAUAGCCUCCAACGCAUUUCUCAUCUCCCUCAAUCUUAUCUUCUUCACUUUAGUUAGUGCUGCCUAUUAUCCACCGUCAUCAUCCGAGUCAAUCGACUAUACACCACCAGAACAAAACAAAUACACACCUGAGUACACUAGUGUUCCAACAUCAACAAUACCAGAGAAAAAAGAAUAUACACCAGACUACACUAAGAAUCCAACAUCAGCAACACCGGAGCAAAACGAAUAUGUGUCUGACUACACUAAGAAUCCAACAUCAGCAACAUCAGAGCAAAAAGAAUAUGUACCUGACUACACCAGCAAUCCAUCAUCAGCAACUCCAAAUCAAAAAGAAUAUGCAUCUGACUACACCAGCAACCCAACAUCAACAACACCAGAGCAAAAAGAAUAUGCACCUGACUACACUAGCAAUCCAUCAUCAGCAACUCCAAAGCAAAAAGAAUAUGUAUCUGACUACACCAGCAACCCAACAUCAACAACACCAGAGCAAAAAGAAUAUGCACCUGACUACACUAGUAAUCCAUCAUCAAAAACACCAGAGCAAAAAGAAUAUGCACCGGACUACGCCAACAACCCAUCAUCAACAACACCAAAACUGAUCAAUUAUGCACCUGACUACACCAGCAACCCAUCAGCAACACCAUCAGAGUCAAUCAAUUACUCACCUGACUACUCUUCCCACCCAUACGCUAAACCUUUUAAAUGCCCAAAGGAUACCCUUAAAUUAGGUGUCUGCGUCAGUUUAUUAAAAGAUUUAUUGGGUGUUACAGUUGGUACCCCACCACAUGCUCCUUGUUGCAGCCUCAUUGGUGAUCUAGUUGAUCUUGAAGCUGCUGUUUGCCUUUGCACCACCAUCAAAGCCAGUCUCUUGGGCAUCAACUUGAAUCUUCCAGUUAACCUUACCUUGUUGCUCAACUACUGUGGCAAACACGUGCCAAAAGGAUUUCAAUGUGCAUGAAUUAAUUAAAAUCUGUUUUCUCCAAACUCCAUUUACUAGUUGUAUUGUAUUUUUUUAAUUUACAUGUUGUUUUUUUUGGUAGACUCAAGCUUCUUGUCUACAUCCACUUACAAGCUUGUACUCAUUUGAAUUGUACUGCUUUUAAUUUAUGAAUUAAUUUUAUUUUUUGAAUUAAA
Molecule: messenger RNA, 1228 nt
Organism: Mercurialis annua (annual mercury)
Lineage: Eukaryota; Viridiplantae; Streptophyta; Magnoliopsida; Malpighiales; Euphorbiaceae
Product: 36.4 kDa proline-rich protein-like
Exons: 1
Coding region: 78-1052 (324 amino acids)
Source: RefSeq, a predicted model, not a curated record